AUGAAUUUGAUACAGGCUUUGAACAAAGGAGCCAGCCAUCAGAAAUAUACGGACCUUCGCAUCACACUGGAUUUUACCAACAACAACACUCGUUUCUGUCUCAGCAACAUCAAGGUGCCAGUGUGCAAACUGUUCCUGAUGCACACCAGACUUCCUGGAGUAAUCUGCUACAUUUGUGGUCGCAACUACGGCACUGCAUCCAUUGGAAUCCACGAGAAGCAGUGUCUGGAGAAGUGGAGGGAGGAGAAUAGAAGACUACCGAAGGGAAUGCGACGUCCAGAACCUGUGAAACCUCAAGUACUCCUGGAACUGAAAGAAGGAGUAAAAGGCUCGGCAGGUGGCAAGUACAACCUGGAUGCCCUCAACGAUGCUGCCUUUCAAUCGGCUCAGGAACAGUACGUCAGAUGUGAAAAAUGUGGCCGGACUUUUCUGCCGGAUCGACUCCAGGUGCACAUGAAGAGCUGUCGGGGAUUUUCUAAGAAGAAAACCUAA
This is a messenger RNA of Aplysia californica (California sea hare), 492 nucleotides long. Its product is annotated as zinc finger protein 474-like. The record is from RefSeq and is a predicted model, not a curated record. NCBI's taxonomy places the organism in Eukaryota, Metazoa, Mollusca, Gastropoda, Aplysiida, Aplysiidae. The coding region runs from base 1 to 492 and encodes 163 amino acids. The transcript is spliced from 2 exons.